Messenger RNA from Diachasma alloeum, 2744 nucleotides. Its product is annotated as myosin-J heavy chain. The record is from RefSeq and is a predicted model, not a curated record. Gene Ontology annotation, biological process: intraciliary transport. Gene Ontology annotation, cellular component: axoneme. Lineage: Eukaryota; Metazoa; Arthropoda; Insecta; Hymenoptera; Braconidae. The transcript is spliced from 10 exons. The coding region runs from base 1 to 2421 and encodes 806 amino acids.
AUGCAAACUGAAGUGCCUGUACUGCCAAUUGUGGAUUCAAAUGGGCACAAACGCUGUACUAGAAAAACUAAUGGAGAGGCCGGUUCGUCGAUAGAAAGUAAGAAUCAUACGCAAUGCAAGAGUGCUCAGUUUCUCAUAUCGAAUCGCAAGCAUUUGAAUCCCAUACUUGGAGCGCCGUACAAGAAUAGCAUGAGGCUGCACUGUGUCUCGGAGCCGACGAGGCGGCCCCUGAAGAACCCAGUGGGUCAGAGGAUCAUCUCAGCGAAGACUCUGAGGGUCAAGGAGCUGCAGAAUCAACUGACUGAUGCACAUUAUCAUUUGAAUGAACUGGCUAAUGAGAAUAGACUGCUGAAAGCGCUCCAGAAGAGACAAGACUCUGCGUUGAAGAGAUACGAAGGAGCUAAUGCAGAAUUACCGAGGAUUAUCAACUCGCAUCAUGAGGAAUUGAAGGUUCUGCAGACUAAGUACAAGAGACUGAGGUCUCAGCACAAGCAGACGUGUGACUUGCUGAAGGAGAAGGACAAUGAAAUCCACACUUUACAGACACAAAAUAAACAUUUACUGCAAUUGAGUAAAGACCGACACCUGGGGGAACGCGAGAAGCUGCAGAUGCAGGUGUCUGAUUUAAAUCACAGGAUAGAACAGCAGCAGGAAACUAUUCAGAAUUUGAACAGGAAAUUAUCUCUAGAGAGUAAAAGCCUGAAGCAUCAGUUGCAUGUUGAGGCAACGAAGCAUAAAGAGACCCAGAAGCAGUUGAACGAGGCCCUCGACAAAUUAAAAAAUCUGGAGGAAUUGUUAGACAAUAGAGAAAAGAGAUUGUAUCACAGUGGACAAUUGCCGGCGUUCAACAAGCGGAAAGCGUUGACGAGUCAGUCUUUAACGAAUUUAGGACUCUCCCAUCUGAUAAAAUCUUCCAGUAAAAGUAGGGACUCGCAGAGUGAUUUCAAAAACAAGAGUUUGCCAAAACUACCAGUGAACGACUCGAGCGACUCGAAGCCCUCAUCCUCCAAGACGGAAGUCCCGGACCUCCCCAGGACUGAAACAAUGGCGAGUCUCCACCAGAUCCGUAAGUUUCGGCUCCAGAAGUCCAGCCAAGACCCACCUCGAGCGCUCACAGACCGUCUCCCCCUGGAGGAAGGCCCCGAGGCCUCGAAAAACCCCCGAAACGCCGUCCUGAACCACUCGGUCCCCACCGACAUGCACAAGUUGUACGACCGACUGGACUCCCAGGACCUCGCCGACGACGAGAUCAAGCACAUAAUGCACAACUUUGAGCCUAGAACCCCCUAUCGAACAUCCAAAGAUCUCCUCAAGGAGUACGGAUACUCCACCGACACCGAGAGCGAAAACCUCGAGGAGGAGGAAGAAGAGGAGCAUCUCCAGCGACUCCAGCACCCGAGGGCCUCCCCAACGAGCAAAUCGCGGCACUUGCACUCGAAACUGAUCAACGGAUCGCUCGACAAUCAGAGUCUCCACCUGGAGGACGCCUUCCACGACCUGAAAGCCCAGAGACUCGAGAGUAAACUCUACAGGAGAGUCCGGCGAGACUCUGAAGUUAAAGACGUGGAGACAACCUCGGGAAGUGACUCUGAGCCCGAAAAGACCACCAAACCGGAAGCGUCGAGACUCAGAAAGAUAGAGGAAUCGAAUCCCCCUGUGGCGGAUAUCGAGAACAGUCAAGAGCGAUUGCUGAGCAUCACGAAAUCCUGGACAGACCUUCAACACAGGAUAAAGCGAGGUCGAGAGGCCUCUGAGGCUCAACUAAACUCCCUGGAGAACUCCCCAGAGACGGAAGAGAGCACAUCCAGAGGGAAGGAGGACAAGCUGCUGAGAUACUUCGAGAGGGAAGAGGAAGUGGAACAGGAGAUCUACGAGUCCCACGACAAAUCUCGUCGUGGAACCUUCGGCCUUGAGCGCUCCCAGUUCUCGGACAAUCAAUUAUCCGUGAAGAAUGGGUACAACGAGAGUGAUUCUGUGACGAAUGGGGAAUGCUCACCCGGGGAAACACCGGAAGUGGGCAGAAGAAAAAGUAGUGAUGGCGUUGUUGAGGCGGACAUAAGUAGUUUUAGGGGGAAAAACCCAGGGACAUCAAUUCCGAGUGCUGGGAAAAUCGAUGGAGAUUCGGCUGAUGAUAAACUGGGGGACAAGGUGAAUGAUAAAGGCGGGUUUAAUAAGGAGAGAUUGCUGGCUGCCAUGAAGGCCAUCGAUGAUAACGAGAAUAUAGAGUUCAUUUCGAAUCAGAAGACCAAUCAGAGGGGCAAUUCAAGCGUCAGGUCUCAGGUCACUGAGAACCUGUACCGGGGACUGCCGACACACGCCAGGAAACGGGAUGACAUUAUUAAAGACAUUUUUAGUGACGCUAAGGUGGAUAAUAAACUGCGGAGUGGAUGUACUGUUACUUCAAGGUUGACAGCUGAUUAAUUUAGCAUGGGUAAUCAAUUUGAACGGCGCUGGGGACACGUCGCUGGUUAGGUUUUUCAAAGGGUUGACAGAUCCAUUUUAACGAGCUGUGAAUGACUUAUUGUGUAGUUUCACUACUUUUGAAAUUCAGUGGUUUUACCUUUGCAUAAUCAACGUUUUGGACGGAUUGUAGACCUUUAUCGAUCUCGGUUAGAAUUGAUGGAUCGUGCUCGAUGUGGAACAUCACUGGGGCUGAACAGAGAUUGAAUGGAGAUGCUGGAUCCUCCUUGCUGAUGAAUGGACUCAAGUCGAGACAUGCCUAAAAAUUAAUUAUGAGUAUUUAA